AUGCAUCUACCUUUUAACCUCCCUGAUCCCUCCGCACCCUUCCAGAAAACCCUGGACCUUGCAAAGUUAAACGAGAAAGCCAGAAAAGAGAAGGAGGAACCUAUUCCUCCAGGUGUAGCCUUAUUCCCCCCGGGGUUCUUCUUACCUCUUGAGAAAGUUGAACCAUUGUACCCGCCUACCCCGCCCCCCGUCGUUUUUAUUGGCAAUGUCAUCAAAGCCAAAAUCGACGAAGAGGUUCGUGAGCAUCAGGCUCGGGUGGAAGCAAAGGCGCGCGAAACCGAUGGCCAGGCCGACCAACUUGAACCCCUGUUCGUCAUGCCGCUUCCCGAGGAGAAAACCACGCGCAAGAAGUCUAAGAGAGAGAAGGAAGAAGACGAAAAGAAGGCGAAGGAAAAGCCGAAGAAAGUACUUCCUGAGUAUCCAAUGGUUCAAUACAUGGAUCGAGACGACCAUCCUACCUACAAUGGCCGUUUUCUUAAGCUUCAAAAACGUUGUGGAAAUAUCAGGGUCGUUGGUCCUGAGUAUUGCUUUGGGUUGGCCGAGAGGAACUUUGACGUUGACUACGAGGAUCCUCGUCGCCCACCUCCCCCAACGUCUCGGCCAUUGACUACUAAUUGGCCCGUUAAUCCUCUGGAUGGGCCGCCACCCAAAAAGUCAAAGCCCCGUCCAUUUGUUCCGAAGUUUAAGCCUGACAUAUACGUCGCCAACGUCACUAAAUGGCCAGAAAUUCCCCGUAGUUUUGGAAACCAACAUGAGGACGCUGUUGUUCUUCCAACAGAAUACAAACCCUAUCCCACACUGUUGCGAGCACAGUUAGUUCCUCCUGCUCCAGCAAGUGAAGAACGUGAUGUCGAGAAACGAGAACAACUUGCGAAGCACCUGGACUCGGAAGUGUCGUCUCACCAAGUAGAUCACCUGGCGUCUGACUCAAGUGCUGGUAGUACCAGUGCUGAUUCCUUUCAUACGGCCACCUUGUCAUCAAAUACCACAGAGCGUACUUCAUCUUCCACUCCUUAUUUCCUCCAUCGUACUCCUAAGGCUCGUGACCGCAACGCAAAUGAGCAUGGACAGCUUCAAAAACCGUUCACCCCCUUUGCGACGCCCGCACCCCAAGAUACCUGUAUGCCGUCUGAAAUAAAGUUUUCUCCUCCUGCUGCCUGGUUGCAAUCCAGCACGCCGGACAAGCAUGCACAAGAGUCGCCAUCUUCCCCCCAGAAUUGGGAAUCUGCUGGUUCCAAAACUACUAAAGUUUUCAACAUUGGCGCAGUUGACGCGUCAAAAUUGAAGCUGGGGUCAGAUGCUCGUCUUAAGGACGGCCCAGAGAAUCGUAGAGCCGUCGUUCAGAGGGCACCAUCGACAUCUUCUAGAGUCGUUGAAAACUCAGAAACAGUUACUCCUCCACGUGUGGCACGACCACCCAAAGCGACUCAUACUCGACAAGGCUCCAGACAAGCCAUCUACUUUACCGACGAGCAGAUUGCCGGCGUCGCAUUGGCUUCCAGUCCUUCUCCGCCGACUCCACCGCCAAAGGAUACUCCAUAUCUAGCUCAAAUCCCGCCAUAUAAACCGAAAGAGUCUGAAAUACAAUCGAAGCCGAAUCCUCCUGCUUUCCAAAAGCGCAGCUCUUCGCCGACUCCUGGUCCAAAUCAUGGAACCACCCUUCCCCUCAGAAUACACAAGCGAAAUCCAUCGAAUCCUCUCGCCAAAGAUCCUCGAGAUGUUUUUGACUACGCGAGUGUAACGACAAGCCGUGCAGAGCCUCAGGCAAAACCGCAAGGACCUCCUCCCGUGCUUAGGCACCAUGGCCAUGUGAGGAUAGUUAGACCUCCGUCGCGCAAUGAAUCAUUGCCCAUAAAUGUCAAGAGCAAUGCGAGGCCGUCAACCUCGACGACCAAGUUUAGAACACCAUUGGACCAUGAAAUACGUGCCAAUAGCCACAAUCGCUCCGCCAGUGAAAAGACGAAUAAACCUCAGAGCCACGGAAUUGAAGAGCCACGGCCGGAGUACAAUCGCUCUACGAGUGCCCUCGGCCAUCAUCGUCGCAAUCACUCUGUGGCCCAACCUAGGCCUAUCGCGGACGUGGUCCGCCCUGAUCACAGCCGCUCUUCCAGUGCACUGGGCCACUAUCACGAACAGCUCAGGACUCCAGCAGUUCAUCAUAGGCCGGAAAUGUCACGUUCGCAAUCUCCUUCCAUGUCAACCCCAAAUUAUGGGACGAGGGCGUAUAUGUCAUCCACUACGAGCGGAAGAUCUAAGGCGCUUCCCGGUUCCGGCCACGUUCGUAAUGUCAGUGAAUUUGGAAAUAUCCAAUAUUCUGCCAGUUUUUCUCAUCAAACCCCACCACAUCUAUCUAACACCGCAACGGUUUCUCAACGUCGACCAAGAUGGGCUUGA
Psilocybe cubensis is the source of this 2394-nucleotide messenger RNA. RefSeq lists its product as uncharacterized. Bases 1 to 2394 code for a protein of 797 amino acids. The transcript has 2 exons. The record is from RefSeq and is a predicted model, not a curated record. Lineage: Eukaryota; Fungi; Basidiomycota; Agaricomycetes; Agaricales; Agrocybaceae.